Messenger RNA from Ambispora leptoticha, 132 nucleotides. The record is from the annotation of a GenBank genome assembly. Lineage: Eukaryota; Fungi; Glomeromycota; Glomeromycetes; Archaeosporales; Ambisporaceae.
AUGGGUCACAAAGCAAUAUCUGCGCUCGCUUUUUUGACCUGGGUGACGUUGUACCAAAUUGGUGGCGCGACAAGUGUUUCUGACUCUGGAAUGCAACGUCAUGCGAUCAAAUGUGGUUACCUGGAAACAUGA